Eleginops maclovinus (Patagonian blennie) is the source of this 2693-nucleotide messenger RNA. It is a transcript of the gene arl4ab, whose product is annotated as ADP-ribosylation factor-like 4ab. Gene Ontology annotation, molecular function: GTPase activity; GTP binding. Gene Ontology annotation, cellular component: plasma membrane; cytoplasm. The coding region runs from base 217 to 822 and encodes 201 amino acids. The record is from RefSeq and is a predicted model, not a curated record. The transcript is spliced from 2 exons. Gene Ontology annotation, biological process: intracellular protein transport; vesicle-mediated transport. Lineage: Eukaryota; Metazoa; Chordata; Actinopteri; Perciformes; Eleginopidae.
CUUGAUGUCUCUGAAUGUAGAGGGAGUUCCACAGCUCAGUAUCUCAGAGGUUCUGAGGAUAUUAAGAGAGCAGCUAUGGGAGCACAGAUGCUUUGGACAUACAGAAUCUAAUGGACUAACGAUUCCGUUAACAUUGGAUGAAAUGGCUCCUGCUGCAGUCCCCGUGGAAUAAAAGCAGCCUGGUGAAUAUUUGGUGAGUUAUCCUGCUCCAUCAAGAUGGGGAACGGAUUAUCUGAUCAUCACUCCUUCUUCCCCUGCCUGCCUCCCUUCCAGGCUCUCCACAUUGUCAUUCUGGGGCUGGACUGUGCAGGCAAGACCACUGUACUGUACCGCCUGCGUUUCAAUGAGUUUGUGAACACUGUCCCAACAAAGGGUUUUAACACUGAGAAGAUCAAAGUGCCGCUCGGAGAGAGCCGACGGAAGGCAUCCUUCCACUUCUGGGAUGUAGGCGGUCAGGAGAAGCUGCGUCCCCUGUGGCGCUCGUACACCCGCUGUGCUGAUGGAAUCGUGUUUGUGGUGGACUCGGUGGACGCUGAGCGCAUUGAGGAGGCCAAGACAGAGCUGCACAAGAUCACACGGCUGGCUGAGAACCAGGGAGUGCCGGUUCUGGUGGUGGCUAACAAACAGGACCUGAGGAACUCACUAAGCCUGGCUGAGAUGGAGAGCUCAUUGGCUCUAAGCGAACUCAGCGCCGCAACACCCUGGCACCUGCAGCCUGCGUGUGCUAUCAUUGGCGAGGGACUGCCAGAAGGUCUGGAGAAGCUGCACGCCAUGAUCAUGAAACGGAGAAAGAUGCUGCGGCAACAGAAAAAGAAGAGAUGAUCAGCUUCUAGCUGUGGGAACUCUAAAAUGUGAGCUUGGAAAGAAGCUAUAUAAAAACCACUGUGAUGCGCGUCACUUGCUGCCCUCUGAUUGGCUGAGUUUGACCCUUGCAGUGGGACUGUUUGUACAGGUCAGCCAGGGUUUCGCUCCCAGAGAUGACAGUGAGAUUGAUUUUGCCCCGUGGACUUUGGAUGCCAACAAUCCUGUUAUUAGUCAUGGGAGUCCAGUAUUAUACUGUUCAGCAGCAAACAAUGAAGUUUACACUGAAGUCUUUAAAGGAGACAAUGUGCUCUGACUCACCUGUGUUGUGUUCAAAUGUGUUGGAGCCAAUUGAUCAACGCAUAUGUCAGUCUCUGGAUAGUACCUUAUAUCUGUGUUGCAUAAUGAGGUUUUGGUCAAGAAGUUUACAUGAAGAUGCACAAUGACCCCCAAACAACGUUCAAGUUGGAUGUUAAUGGUGGAAACUAUUUUUCAGUUGUUUAGUAGUGGACCUACCUUCCUGUGAGCCACACUGAUAGCACAACAUGUUAAUCCAUCUGAAAUUAUCAGGCUUUUGUGUUAUGAUUCUGAAACAAACGGGCCAUGGUUUAUUUUAAGAACUUAUAGGGAAUUCAAAAAUGGGCUUGUGUUUAAGGACAGCAUGGCUGAUUGUUUCUCAAUGCCGGAUUUGGAUAAUUGUCGCAGUAAUUAAUGCAUUACCUCAACUUCUCCCUGACCACUGUGAUCCUACUUACUUUUCAAUUUACUAUUAAUAAGAUAGAUAAUUAAUAAGGGCGAUACCCAUACCUGGCAGAUUUUAAAUUGGUCAAUAAUAGGAUAUUGGCUAAUCGCAGAUAUAUCAGUGGCAGUAUAUUUGUUGAGCUCCUAAGUAACAGGCAAUGUCAGUAUGGAAAUACCAAAGAUAUGAUUGAGGGAAUGUAUAAAAAAUAUGAAAUGUUUGUAUGUGUCCAAAAAGGACUUUAAAAAAGUCACCCAAUCUGCGUCAAUCUUGUUAGCUUGGAGUUUACUAGAUCGUUAACUUUUAGAAGGGAAAGGAAGUUAGCUUGCUAAUAGGGCUGGGAAUGAUAUGAAAACAUACAAUUAUAGUGCCAAUAAUGCAUCACUGAGUAAUAAGUUAACAAGUAUUUUACAAUACUUUAUUACUUGUUCCAAACCCAUCCUUAUUUUCAAAGUACCGUAACAAAUGUUAGCGCUGGACUGUUUUCAAUGUGAUUUUUAAACAGUUUGUACCACCCAUAAUGCCAUUUGUUUUUCACUGCCUCUGAUAGUGAACUAAAAUUCCUUGAGCUGCAUUCACUAAAACGGCUCUGUCCCAUAGCCAAAGAAACAACUUAACCAACUGUGAGCAAAGAGCAAAUCGAGUAUCAUGUGACAGCAGCUUUAGCUCGCUGUAUUAGCUUUUUUUCAGUUAUCUAGCUGGAAAUAAAAGCUUUAAUGUUUUAAGUUUACAGCCCAAAUUUUAAAAAAUGGUCUUGCUGUUCUUAUAGUUUCGGGAUGGUCUGACGUAAUGCAUCAUUUACUGGGAUAACAGGUUCUGUAGUUGGCUUCUUAGCUUAAUCACAUUGCCAAACCGAUGAUUGUACCCACAGUUCAAGAGCUAGUUGUGUGUCAGGUGUGAGGCUCUUCAGGUGCUGGAUGCUGUGACUUCAUCACCAGCAUCGAUCCCUGGACACGUGUCUUGUGUGAUGCACUUUAAGGCUCCUUUUACUUUCAAAAGGACAGAAUUCUUAGGACCCUAAAAAUGAAAUGUUGCUUCAAAAGAUGUGUGUUACGUAUAUGUAUUAUGUUGCUGAAUAUCAAAUGUCAACCACACAAGUUAAGUUUCCUGUACCACUUUGUUCACUUGGAAUAAAACAACAGAAGGACAGUAA